Messenger RNA from Ostrinia nubilalis (European corn borer), 2222 nucleotides. RefSeq lists its product as uncharacterized. Gene Ontology annotation, molecular function: zinc ion binding; metalloendopeptidase activity. Bases 51 to 2207 code for a protein of 718 amino acids. The record is from RefSeq and is a predicted model, not a curated record. Gene Ontology annotation, biological process: proteolysis. The transcript has 12 exons. NCBI's taxonomy places the organism in Eukaryota, Metazoa, Arthropoda, Insecta, Lepidoptera, Crambidae.
AGCUAUUCCUUUAUUGUGUAAAAAUGUAAAAACUAGUGCAAACUCACACAAUGUUACACGUUUACCGGGUUUUUGUAUUGAUUAGUAUCAAUUUUAUAUUCGUCAAAUGUUCUAUACCUAGCUUAAAUGUUCAAAAAACUGACGCAAAACUUAUCGCCAGGAAGCGUCAAGACACAUUAGAUAUGUGUCGCAUUUUCACUGUCGAAAACGAAAAAUUGAAUAGAGCUCAUUCUAAAAACUCUUACCAAAAUGGCGGGAACAGACGCUCUAAAAGAGAGACAGGAGAAAUGAAACCUACAGUGAACGUGAAUACUGAAAAUGUAGAGAAGGCCAAGAGAGUAGAAAGCAUUGUUGAUAAGCUGUAUGAGGAUAUUGUUGAAGAUGGGGCGCCCGUGACCUACAGGCAUCGAAACUUAGAAACUUUAACUACUAAAUCUUAUGUCCAAGAGGAAAAAAACAAAACGAUGAGGAGAUUUAAUUUCGCCCCUGCUGAACUAUUGGGACCACUGCCAACCGGCGAACCAUUUGAACCAUCGAAUCCUGAGGACGUAGGUACAGGCAUCGACUGGCCAAAGAGAUGGAAACAUGGGAUAGUGCCAUAUUUUAUAGACUCUAAAACUUAUGACGCGCACUUAGCAGAAGUGAUAAUGCAAGCGUUCGAGUACUUCGAGAAGGCCACCUGCAUCCGCCUCCAAAGGCUGAAGGACCGGCCGACUGACAAGGACUCGCUGCAGAACGUGGAGUGGCUGUACAUCACCAACCCGGCAGGCGUCAGGCAGUGCGUGCACAGCAAUGAGCGGAAGACUAACAAGGGUGUGCAGAUGGUAGUGUUUGGAUAUGACUGCUUAUCGCUCGGAGAAAUUGUACACGAAGUGAUGCACAUACUAGGCUUCUCACACGAACAUACUCGCCCCGAUAGAGAUCAACACAUAACUAUUUUGUGGAACAACAUCAAACCGGGCUACAAGAAAUACUUUGAAACUCGUGAAAAAGAUGUGCUGCAGAACAUUCCUUAUGAUUUCGCUAGCGUGCUGCACUAUCCCCCGCGAGCUUUUUCCAAAAAUGGACAAGUCACGAUUAUGGCUCAGCCUGGGGUAAAACUUGGCCAGCGCCAAGGUCUAAGCGAAGGAGACGUUGAGAAAGUAGCCGUCAUAUACGGACACGAGUGCGUAGAUCGGAAUCGGCAGUACCUCCUCAAGACCUGCCCCAGUGUGGUCAGAGCCGACACAGAGCCCAAGAACAUAACGCAGGAGGAGAUCGGGGAAUACUUCGUAGACAGGCUGUGGCGAUACGGUGUUGUGAACUACAAGCUCAGAGACCAAAUGGAAUUUUCUGCUGAAGAAAAAGAAAAUAUUAGAGCAGUAAUUCGGCAUAUCGAAAAGGAGACGUGCAUCAAGUUCCGAGAUAUUACGCCAGAAGAGGACGAUGAUACAGAUGAUGAAGCACCAUCGGUAAAUGAAGAUGAAAAAUCUGAAACGGAGCAAACUCACCCUCUAAAGAAACCUGUUGAUGGAGCACCCGCAGAGACAGCAGGUGAAGCAAAAAUUGAAGGCACGGAUGCUAAAGGCAUCAGUGAUAAUGAAGUUAAGCAUGGAGACGUCGAAGUUAGUACAGUUGAUGCAAGAAAUUCUGUACAUGACGAUAUUAAUAUUUUGAGAUCGGGAACAGCAAUCCCGAAAAUCGCAAAAGCCAACAAGCGUUCGCGAGUAGAACAGCAAAAAUCUCAAAGGCGUCAUGCCGCAGACAUACUUGUGUUCGCCAGGGGAGUAGAGCCGGGCUGCGAGUGCCCCACUCCAGGCAAACCUAAUGGGAAUAAAGUCUUGAAAAUCAACGCUGAUUGCUUCAAUUCUGUUAACGAUCUCCUCCAUUUAUUCAUGCACAUAUUGGGCUUCGAUCACCAACACAAUAUGCACGAUCGAGAUUCUUAUCUACAUAUCCUCUGGGAUAAUCUUACUCCAGAGAUCAGAAAGGAAAUGUCAAAAAAGCUACCGCCAGCUGCAUCUUUAGGGUUAAAUUAUGACUACCAGAGCGUGAUGCACUACCCUUGGCUUCAAAUCAAAGAUGGAGUUACCAACAUCAUGUAUCCAAUUUGGAAUGAUGGCUGGGCCAUGGGACACUGGCAAGGUCUUAGUUCUACCGACGUCAUGAAAAUUAACCUCCUGUACUUUAAACAGUGUUUAAGUAAGAAAAGUUUAAGGAAAAAAUAAAAAUCUUUCAAUGAU